CAUUUUUUCUGAUUUUGAAACACAACACACAAAGGAAUUAAAAGUGCAAUAAUAAGCCUUCAAUCAUGUCUGCCUUCAAGAGCAAGUACCAAGAUGAAUUGAUUGCAAAUGCCACAUAUAUUGGGACGCCGGGGAAGGGUAUCCUUGCGGCGGAUGAAUCAACCGGCACCAUCGGAAAGCGUCUAUCCAGCAUCAAUGUUGAGAACAACGAGGCGAACCGCCGCGCCCUCCGCGAGCUCCUCUUCACGGCUCCCGGCUGCGUUCAGUGCCUCAGUGGUGUCAUCAUGUUUGAGGAAACUCUCUAUCAAAAAACUGCUGCAGGAAAACUGUUUGUGGAAGUAUUGAAGGAAAACAAGGUACUGACUGGGAUCAAAGUAGACAAAGGAACAAUUGAACUUCCAGGAACAAACGGUGAAACCACAACACAAGGCUUAGACGACCUUGGUCAACGCUGCAAGAAGUACUACGAAGCCGGCGCAAGGUUUGCAAAAUGGCGCGCCGUUCUCAAGAUCGGCGCCAACGAGCCGACACCUCACGCCAUCCACGAGAACGCCUACGGCUUGGCUCGUUACGCCGCCAUAUGCCAAGAGAACGGACUGGUUCCCAUCGUGGAGCCGGAGAUCCUCUCCGAUGGCUCGCAUGACAUUAACAAGUGUGCUGACGUCACGGAGAGAGUUCUGGCGGCGUGUUACAAGGCCUUGAGCGACCAUCAUGUGCUUCUAGAAGGUACUCUCUUGAAGCCUAACAUGGUGACUCCCGGUGCCGAUUCGGCCAGGGUGAAGCCGGAGGUUAUCGCAGAGCAUACUGUUAGGGCGUUGUUGAGGACUGUGCCGGCCGCCGUUCCGGCCAUCGUGUUCUUGUCUGGUGGACAGAGUGAGGAGGAAGCAACUGUUAACCUCAAUGCCAUGAACAUGCUCAAGGGUAAGAAGCCAUGGUCACUAACAUUCUCUUAUGGAAGAGCACUUCAGCAAAGUACUCUUAAGGCUUGGGCUGGCAAAACAGAGAACAUUCCUAAGGCACAAGCUGCAUUGCUCACUAGGUGCAAGGCUAACUCACAAGCAACCAUGGGAACUUACAAGGGUGAUGCUAACAUCGACGGCGCCUCCGAAUCCCUCCAUGUCAAGGACUACAAAUACUAAGGCUCGUUUAGUAAUUGUUUUAGAGGAUACAACUUUUUCGUUCUCUAAAUAGAUUUGUAUUACCUAAUAUUUUGGUAUUUCUGUUUUGCAACGGCUUCUAAAAGUACCCUAAGAGAGUUUGAGUGUUAAUGAUAGUUUAAGAAUAAUAAUC
Messenger RNA from Arachis stenosperma, 1290 nucleotides. RefSeq names its product fructose-bisphosphate aldolase 8, cytosolic. The record is from RefSeq and is a predicted model, not a curated record. NCBI's taxonomy places the organism in Eukaryota, Viridiplantae, Streptophyta, Magnoliopsida, Fabales, Fabaceae. Gene Ontology annotation, biological process: fructose 1,6-bisphosphate metabolic process; glycolytic process. The transcript is spliced from 4 exons. Gene Ontology annotation, cellular component: cytosol. Bases 66 to 1139 code for a protein of 357 amino acids. Gene Ontology annotation, molecular function: fructose-bisphosphate aldolase activity.